AUGAAUAACAAGGACUAUUCGCAAAACCUCACAGUUCAAUACUGCUUUCCUGAUAACAACUCAUCUUGCAGGAAGGAGCUCCACACUCCAACCAACCUGCUCAUCCUCUCUCUGGCUGUGGCAGAUUUUCUAGUGGGACUGUUUGUUAUGCCUGUGAAUGUAAUGCAAUUGAAAGACUCAUGUUGGUAUCUUGGAAAAGUGGCAUGCACUGUUUUUCCACUGAUCAGUAAUCUUUUAAUGUCAGUAUCUCUCUGUAGUCUAGUUUUCAUUGCAGUUGAUCAGUACAUUGCUGUCUGUGACCCUCUACUUUAUUCCACUAGAGUCACAGUUUGUAAAACCUCAUUGUUAAUAAUUCUGGGCUGGUCUUUAAGUCUGUUUUAUAUCCUCCUGUAUAUGUGCUUUAAUGAUCAUCUCCUUCAAUCUCAGAUAUCCACUGAGUGUUAUGGAGAGUGUGUCCUGGUCCUGAAAUAUUCCUGGGUGAUGAUUGACCUAGUCUUUUCAUUUCUGACCCCUUGCUCUGUUAUACUGGUCAUGUAUUCAAUCAUUUUUAAUGUGGCAAGACGUCAAGCUAAAGCUGUUAGAGCUGUGCUGAACGCUGCCUCACAGCAACAUGGGACAAAAGUUUCACACUCUUCCAAAACCAAAGCUGCAAAAAAAUUAGGAAUUGUCAUUUUUGUUUAUCUUGCUUGUUGGAUACCAUUUUAUUUAAGUUCUCUGACAGUUGAAAAUGUGACAUCUUCAUCAAUAGUGUGGACUGUGUUUGGCUGGCUGACUGUUAUGAACUCCUCUAUAAACCCACUAAUAUAUGCCAUUUUCUAUCAGUGGUUCAGAACAUCAGUUAAGUAUAUUGUAACCUGUAGAAUAUUUGAAAACUCAUCUUCAAGGUUUAAUUUGUUUUCUGAAGGUGUUUAG
This is a messenger RNA of Colossoma macropomum (tambaqui), 912 nucleotides long. RefSeq names its product trace amine-associated receptor 13c-like. Gene Ontology annotation, biological process: G protein-coupled receptor signaling pathway. NCBI's taxonomy places the organism in Eukaryota, Metazoa, Chordata, Actinopteri, Characiformes, Serrasalmidae. Bases 1 to 912 code for a protein of 303 amino acids. The transcript has 2 exons. Gene Ontology annotation, molecular function: trace-amine receptor activity. The record is from RefSeq and is a predicted model, not a curated record. Gene Ontology annotation, cellular component: membrane.